Soboliphyme baturini is the source of this 1331-nucleotide messenger RNA. The record is from the annotation of a GenBank genome assembly. NCBI's taxonomy places the organism in Eukaryota, Metazoa, Nematoda, Enoplea, Dioctophymatida, Soboliphymatidae.
CUGCUAAACGACAGAAAAAAGAUUUUCGCAAUAAGCGCUUUGCAAAAGGCGCUUGAAGAAAAUAGAACCCUCAGCCUACAAGAACUGGAAGACCUGUUUAACGCUUUUGGUGAACUGGUGCAUAUUCCGGAAAAGGAACUUCUGACGUUCAUUCGCAAUAUGUCCAUGUGCGGUGUGAUACAUCAAAACGAAGUUCAGCAGCUGUUGCACAAACUGACUCAGAUUUUGGAAGACGAACAAUUAAGUCCAAGCAUGGUUUCAGCCGCCAUCGGGGCAGAUCUAAUUAUGAGGGAGAAUGGCCGCAUUGCCACGAAACGGGCAGUCAUUCAUGACAUUGUGCAGAAGAUUGUAGCGCCUCUUUCGGCGGAAAGGAUGCGCGUUGCACCCACUUCUGAAAGACCAGCGGUUGAUUACUGCACCGUAAAGUUUCUUGGCGAACUGUAUGAUAUUCUGUACGACAUCAGAAACGUUCUGAAACCAGACGACCGGCUGAUUGUUACGGUACUUCGGGAUGUGAACCGCAUUUUCCUUAAUCCUGACUACGCUGAGGUCUUAGUCUCUGACGACAUCACUCAAUUUCCGCAGCUGCAAUUCGUCGAGGCCUACGCUCAAGAACUGCAGCAAACCUUGGCCAUGCUUCUACGCAACACUGUUGCUCUUCAAAAGACAGGAAAAUUUGCCUCCGUUAAUCAACUGACCACAGCACUGCAGCAACGUUUUCUGAUUCCGCUGAUGCAACUCCUGAACAUUUUCAAUACGAUGGGUAGGGGCGUAGCUGUUCCUGAACAGGAGGUCGCUCCGAUUAUGCAGAAGCUUCAAGACAAUGGCAUCGUUUGCGAAAACGAAAUUACGGAUGUGAUGAAUGCGAUAGAGGCGUCGCUGACAGACACGGAAGCGUUCUCUGCAGCAGUUGUUACUCGUGCGAUGAGCCCUCAACUGGCUGUGAAAGAGGAUGGCGGAAUCGGCUCCAACAGAGCUAUUAUCCGUCAGAUAUAUAGUCUGGAUCUCAUGGAUUCCGAAGGAUUUGAUGAGGAAAGAACCGCUACCGGUGCCAGACCAAAAUUUAUCUACAACUAUGCCUCUUUGAGACUGAUGGCAGAACUGUACAAGUGCUUGUUUCAAAUGUCCGGCAGCCUUAGAGAAAUGGACCGAGCAGCGGUAACCGUGCUCAAUAGCAUCGGCCAGCUAUUUAUUAAGCCCGAUCUCAAAGAUACCCUGAACUUUAACGGUACGGCUGAACUUGUUCCGUCUCACGCUACUCAGUACGAACUCUUCAACUUUCGUCGAAUUGUAGAACAAUUACAGAGAGAUCCUCAGGUAAGCGUAUAAUG